AUGGAGAAUCUUGAUUCUAGUCGCCAUUUCUCUUACUUGACACUUUGGGAAAGAAAUGACGAGGUUGUAGAUGUAGGAGAUAACAAGAUCACUCAGACUCUGGCUCCCAUUCUACAAGACCUCUGUGCCAAAUAUGGUGAUAUCAGUGCUGAGUCCACCUUAAGACAUCCUGUGAAGACAUAUUACACUAUCAUGUUAUGUGGAACUGUUCAAAGCAUGUGCAACACCAGGAUAGUCGACAUCUCUCAAGAUCUAAUUCUCACUUGGUGGUCCAAUUUAAAAGCUUUGCAGUUUGUUGGAUUCGAAGUCCAGCAUAUCUUUGAUCGGCUGAAGAAAGUUGCACGUCCCUACUUUGGUCUUCGGGUUAAAGAAGAAGUAGAAAAUGGUGCAGCAAAAGUUAAUAAGAAAAUCAUAAAGCUUUCAACAGACAUUGAGGAAUUAACAUGCAAACUAGAGGCACUAAAGCGGAAAAAUGAGGGUAUAAAGUCUCUAGAAUCUUCAAAAAAAUCCAGAUUAAUAGAGGACUGUUUGGAAGAAGCUGAGACGCUGAAGUGGUGGCAUGCAGGUGCAGGUGUGCUUUAA
This is a messenger RNA of Dovyalis caffra, 582 nucleotides long. The record is from the annotation of a GenBank genome assembly. Lineage: Eukaryota; Viridiplantae; Streptophyta; Magnoliopsida; Malpighiales; Salicaceae.